AUGGAGACAAGGUGGCUUCCACCCACAUACCACCAAGAUGCACUCAAAAGGUUGUACAUGUUAAAACAAGGGUUAAAAAGUGUGGAGGCGUACUUUGAUGAGUUUGAGGAUUUGAGGAUGAAGUCCAAGAUAGAAUAUCAUGAAGAGUACACUAUUAUAAGGUUUGUAGCCAACUUGAAUCGAGACAUCUCUAAACCGAUGAGGCUCAAAACCUAUAAUAGUCUUGAAAAGGCAUUCCAAGAUGCAUCCAAGUUUGAGGCGGAUCUAAAAGAAGAGAGGUCCUACAAAGACAAAAGCAAAUCGUCCUCAACUUGGAACAAAGGCAAAGAAAAGUGGAAAACUUCCACUUGGGAUAAGCCCAAGAGCAACACCCAAGCACCUCAAGCCAAAUUCGAUUACAAAGCCAGAGGUGAUGACAAGGCUAAAGGAGUGAGGGAUGGGUAUCGAACCAAUGAUGAACAUGAGGGCGGGGAUGGUCAUGAAGAAGAAGGAGAAAAAAGUGAGUGUGAGGGUGAUUCCAAUGAAGAGGUUGAGAUAAGGUAUGAAGAAGCCUUGAAUCAUGCUAUUGUGGCUAGAAGAGUCAUGGGGGCUCUAGCUAGGGAAGAGAGCGACCAAAGGGAGAACUUGUUUCAUGCACGUUGCAAAAUUGUGGAUAAGGUGUGCUCCUUAAUCAUUGAUGGUGGAAGUUGUACGAAUGCCGUUAGCCAAUUUUUAGUUGAAAGUAUGAAAUUCCCUACCCGCAAGCACACUAAUCCCUACAAACUCCAAUGGUUUAAUGAAUGUGGCGAAAUGAGGGUCAACAAGCAAGCUAUUAUCAAAUUUAGCAUUGGCAAGUACCAAGAUGAGAUCGUGUGUGAUGUGGUAACCAUGCAAGCUUGCCAUCUAUUGCUUGGAAUACCUUGGCAAUUUGAUGUUGAUGCCCAACAUAGUGAAAGAACUAACAAGUACUCAUUUGUGGUCAAGGGGAAGAAGUACAUUCUUAACCCACUAACCCCUUACCAAGUGAGUGAGGAUUAUAUAGUGGUGAGGGAGCUUCGGGAGAAGUAUCAAAGGGAAGAAAAGGAGAAGGGUGAGAAGGAGACUUUGUUGGUCAAAAGUGGAGAGGGGACUUCUCAAGAUGGUUCCAAGAAAUGUUUGUUGGCCAAACCAAGUAAUUUCUUAAAAGGGGUUGACGAGAGACACUUCAUGGUGUGCCUUGUCAACAAAGAUCUUCUCCUAAAUGCUAACCAAGCUACUAGCACUUUGCCUAGUAGUAUGUCUUCUCUUUUGCAGGAAUAUGAAGCCUUUUUUCCGGAGGAAAUGCCCGAUGGCUUACCUCCCUUGAGAGGUAUUGAGCACCAAAUUGACUUUGUACCGGGUUCCCAAAUUCCCAACAAACCAGCUUAUAGGAGCAACCCGGAAGAAACAAAAGAAUUACAAAGGAAAGUGGAUGAACUUCUUAAAAAGGGGCAAGUGAAGGAGAGUCUUAGCCCGUGUGCCGUUCCGGUGAUUCUUGUUCCAAAGAAAGAUGGCACUUGGAGGAUGUGCAUUGAUUAUAGGGUCGUCAACAAAAUCACGGUAAAGUAG
Molecule: messenger RNA, 1566 nt
Organism: Lycium barbarum (goji berry)
Lineage: Eukaryota; Viridiplantae; Streptophyta; Magnoliopsida; Solanales; Solanaceae
Exons: 2
Coding region: 1-1566 (521 amino acids)
Source: RefSeq, a predicted model, not a curated record